This is a messenger RNA of Lingula anatina, 1353 nucleotides long. RefSeq names its product peptidylglycine alpha-hydroxylating monooxygenase-like. Gene Ontology annotation, biological process: peptide metabolic process. The record is from RefSeq and is a predicted model, not a curated record. Gene Ontology annotation, molecular function: peptidylglycine monooxygenase activity; copper ion binding. Gene Ontology annotation, cellular component: extracellular region; membrane. Lineage: Eukaryota; Metazoa; Brachiopoda; Lingulata; Lingulida; Lingulidae.
UUUAAUGAAAAGAAGAAAAAGACAAUAUAAUAAUGUGUAACGUCGCUGGCCUAUAAUGAUGUACAAUGCAGCGUUGGGCCAGUCCAAUUAAAAUACAUCAAAAAAAAAAUUAUAAGAGACGGUCUCGCUCGGGAAAGGGACGCUUUGUGUGAACUCGCCAUAAGGUUUAACAUUAUCUGGGACACCCCCUCGUCAUCGUGACGUUCACAGCACAUAACGUUCCUCCACAUUAAGAGACAAGACACUCCAAGAGAGAUGCUGAAAAACGCCAACGGCUUUGGGGUUAUUUUGGCAUUUUUGAUCGCUGUGAAUAAUGUACAGGUAGAAUGUGCCCCAGCGUCGCCUCUGAUAUUUACGAAGACUAUCCGUAUGCCGGAGGCGAUCUCGGAUCAGCCAGAUGCCUUAGUGUGCCAUGCAGUGAAGUUAGACGACUCGGAGCCAUCGUACAUACUGCAGUACGAGCCCCAUGCAUCCAAAGCUAUAACCCAUCACAUGAUGUUGUACGGCUGUGGAACACCCGGUGACACGAAACCUUUCUGGAACUGUGGCGAGAUGAACGACCACUCCGACCAAUCAGUGUGCAAGGACGGCAUGCGGGAAAUCGUCUACGCAUGGGCACUGGACGCUCCCGCCAAACGCCUGCCUAAAGAUGUUGGUUUCCGUAUAGGAGGUAACACAAGCAUCCAAUACAUUGUGUUGCAGAUGCAUUACAAGGACAGGUUUCAAGCUGGACAGACGGACAACUCAGGAGUGACCCUACAUAUGACCAAAGACCCUCAGCCAAUGCAAGCGGACUUCUACGUUCUUGGUAACUGGGGACUCGUCCCUCCGAGACUUAAUGAGUUCCACAUGGAGUCUGCAUGCAGAUGGGAUAGUGAUGACGUCAUAUAUCCCUUCGCCUACCGAACACAUGCGCAUAAUCUAGGUGUCGUCACUUCCGCUUACCGCAUCAGACUCGGCGUUUGGACCGAGAUUGGACGCAUGUCACCACAGCAACCACAGAUGUUUUAUAACGUGACAAACCCUGGAAUUGACAUCCGUAAAGGUGACAUCCUGGCAUCGCGUUGCACUAUGAACAGUACGAGCCGGGAACAUAUAACAGAAAUAGGACCCACGAACCACGACGAGAUGUGCAACUUUUACAUUAUGUACGCCACUCAUCGGCAAGAUAAUUUGAAAGUGCAGUACUGCUUCCGGGAUGCGCAGAAAUUUGCCUGGAAGACGUACCUUGACGACAUUCCAAAGACAGCAAGUUCUUUAGAUGGCGUUCAUCUCCUCAUACCGGGAAAAACCGAAGAAAGACGGAAAUUACCGAAAAGCCUGACGCAGAAGGCACAGGGUAUAAUGAAGUAA